This is a messenger RNA of Cynara cardunculus var. scolymus (artichoke), 587 nucleotides long. RefSeq names its product zinc finger protein 593. Bases 77 to 436 code for a protein of 119 amino acids. NCBI's taxonomy places the organism in Eukaryota, Viridiplantae, Streptophyta, Magnoliopsida, Asterales, Asteraceae. The record is from RefSeq and is a predicted model, not a curated record. Gene Ontology annotation, molecular function: zinc ion binding; nucleic acid binding. The transcript is spliced from 4 exons.
UCCCUUUGGCAUCGAAAACCCUAGGAAUUAGGGGUUUUCAAAGAAAAAUUCCCAAUUUGCAGCUGCGGAAGGUAAGAUGGGAGGCAAAUGUCCACACAGAAGGGUGAAGAAGAGAAGAUACUCACACAAAACCUUUCGUCGUGAUAAAUUUCUCGUUAAAGGUGAUGAUGCGGUUUAUGACGAGCUUAAAAAAACCGAGGGCGAGACGGUGGCCUUGCCAUUAGAUGAAGAUCUUCCUGGGAUGGGUCAAUACUAUUGUUUACACUGCGAUCGGUAUUUUGCGAACGUGACAGUGAGAGAUGAACAUUUUAAGACGAAACGACACAGGAAGCGCUUGAAGAUAAUGGCUGGUCCUGCACCGCAUACCCAACUUGAUGCGGACCUGGCAGCUGGAAUGGGCAUGCCUGAUAAUGGGCCUAAGCUAAUGUCGACGUGAGCCCAGUUAAUGUGUCUAUUCAUACUCAAUGUUUCUCAAAUUCAUAUGCAAUGUAAGAAUCAUUUGUUUUUAAGUCAGUGAAGCUAGUUUCUUAAAUCCGGAUAUGUGUGAGUUCUUUUUGGUAUUAGUAUAUUAUGAUCAUAAAAAGGUC